Molecule: messenger RNA, 885 nt
Organism: Pocillopora verrucosa
Lineage: Eukaryota; Metazoa; Cnidaria; Anthozoa; Scleractinia; Pocilloporidae
Product: phosphatidylinositol-glycan biosynthesis class F protein
Biological process (GO): GPI anchor biosynthetic process
Cellular component (GO): endoplasmic reticulum membrane
Source: RefSeq, a predicted model, not a curated record
AUGGCGGGCCUUGCACCAGCGUUUCUGCAUCUUUACUCUACAAAAGACUUUUUUACCAUUAGUUUGGUGCAAGUAUUGGCGGCGUGGACUUCUGUUGCGGUUUCAAACUUUGCUUCAACUUCUGUCUCAUUAUUAACGUGCUCAGCAGCAUCUCUGAGGUUAUUUUGUUUCGUGUUUGCCAUGUUGUGUUUUACACUUAUCCGUACAAAAUCUAGGAUGAGAUUGUCGAUAGCCCAAGUUUUGAAGCUUAUGUUUUUUGUAUUUGGAUCAGCUGCAAUUUUUCAUGUUAUUGCUGUAUUGUUUGGAGCUUCAAUCACAGAACAAACUGAGGAAACCUUCUGCUGGGCAUUAUUAAUGUCACAUUUAGUUGUCCUUCCUGCCUGUAGUCUGCUAGGAGCACAUUUGGAACUCUUUCCUAGGAUAUUUUUCAGUUCUUGGUCAGAUGGUACUCCUGAAGCAUAUUUCCAAUGUUCUAUUAUAUUCACACUGUUAGGAGCAUGGCUUGGAGCCUUUCCCAUUCCUUUGGACUGGGACAGACCCUGGCAGGUGUGGCCCAUUCCUUGUGUGAUAGGAGCACUUGUAGGUUACAUUAUAGGACUUGCAAUUUCAACGUUGACAUUUGCUUUCAGUGAGGGGCGACUGCGCCCGUGAUAAACCUACAGCGGCUUUCUUUCUUUCAAAAGAGAGCUCCAUGUGCCAGUUAAUUUGUUGACGAUGGGGGCGCAUGUGGUUAAACGAUUUGAACAAUUUGCCUCGUCAAAGAAACUAAAGACCUCUAUUAUAAAAGAUAUAUUUGUCAAACAAAUGCUGUUUGUAAAUAAAAUUCGUCUGUAAAAACCAUUUCCGCGGCCCUUUCAAGAGUGGAAAUGAACAAUAAAAAGUUAA